AUGCUGCGUGUGUGUUUCCUUCUCUCCCCAGGGGUGUUCAUCACCAAAGGUGACGUGGGUGUGGGGACCAUCGUGGGCUCGGCCGUCUUCAACAUCCUCUGCAUCAUCGGUGUGUGCGGCUUCUUCGCCGGACAGGCAGUGAAGCUCUCUCACUGGGCUCUACUCCGAGAUUCGACUUAUUACACAUUUUCCAUCACGGCCCUCAUCGUGUUCAUAUACGAUGAGGAGGUUUGCUGGUGGGAGUCUCUUAUCCUGAUUCUCAUGUAUGCAAUCUACAUCCUCAUCAUGAAGUUUAACGGCAGGGCGCAUCGCUACUUCGACCGGCGAAAGAAAGGUUCUGUGAAUUUGUCCAAUGGGCUGACAGGAAGCACUGAUCUGGAGGAUAAUGUCACGUGUGACGCGACUGCAGUCCUGCUCAAGAAAGCUAACUUCCACUGUACGCCGUCGGUGCUGAUGGUGGAUGAGCUGCUGUGUGCGUACCCCCACCAGCUGUCUUUCUCUGAGGCCGGCAUGAGGAUCAUGAUCACCAGUCACUUCUCCCCCAGGACCCGCCUCACCAUGGCCUCUCGCAUGCUCAUCAACGAGAGACAAAGACUGAUCAACACCAGUGAGACUCGGGUCAACCGCAUCACCAACGGCGACUCCGACUCCGCCGCGAGGGCUCAGGGGAGGCGGGGCUUAGAAAACGGGAUGGGUGGAGCUGAGCAGGGUCUGAACGGCAGGUGUAGACUCCAGCGACUGGAGUCUGGGAACGAGACAGAGAACGAGAACGAGGAUAACGAGAACAACGAGAACGACGAGGAGGGAGAGGGGGAAGAUGGAGACUCCGGCCCCUCGGUGCCUUUCAAAAUUCCAGCCGGGGCGGGGAACAAGCUGAAGUGGAUCACCAUGUGGCCGCUGUCUCUGCUUCUGUUUUUCACCGUGCCCAAUUGUGCCAAGCGGCGCUGGGAGAGGUGGUUCAUGGUCUCCUUCUUCACCGCCACCAUCUGGAUCGCUGGCCUCUCCUACAUCAUGGUCUGGAUGGUGACUGUGAUAGGCUUCACUUUGGGCAUCCCAGAUGUGAUCAUGGGCAUCACGUUCCUAGCAGCAGGCACCAGCGUCCCAGACUGCAUGGCGAGUCUUAUAGUCGCACGGCAAGGUCUGGGGGACAUGGCCAUCUCCAACUCCAUCGGCAGUAAUGUGUUUGACAUCCUGGUGGGCCUGGGUCUGCCCUGGGCGGUGCAGACGCUCUGCAUCGACUACGGCUCCACCAUCCAUCUCAACAGCAGAGGACUCAUUUUCUCUGUCGGGCUCCUGCUGGCCUCAGUAUUCGUCACAACCUGCAGGUCUCCCUUGAAAAAGAGAUCAAUGAUAUCAAUGGGACCUACCCGGUUAAAUAAAGAGCUGCAGACGCUGAGAGGGACCCAGUCCUGUGGACAGGAAGUAAACAUGGCCUCCAGCUCGCCGCCUGGGAACCCCCCCAGCGGCCUCACAGACAGGAGCGGUAGCUUCUUUAAG
Molecule: messenger RNA, 1497 nt
Organism: Notothenia coriiceps (black rockcod)
Lineage: Eukaryota; Metazoa; Chordata; Actinopteri; Perciformes; Nototheniidae
Product: sodium/potassium/calcium exchanger 3-like
Exons: 13
Biological process (GO): calcium ion transmembrane transport; intracellular calcium ion homeostasis
Cellular component (GO): plasma membrane
Molecular function (GO): calcium channel activity; calcium, potassium:sodium antiporter activity
Source: RefSeq, a predicted model, not a curated record